Messenger RNA from Dacryopinax primogenitus, 300 nucleotides. RefSeq lists its product as uncharacterized. The transcript has a single exon. The record is from RefSeq and is a predicted model, not a curated record. The coding region runs from base 1 to 300 and encodes 99 amino acids. Lineage: Eukaryota; Fungi; Basidiomycota; Dacrymycetes; Dacrymycetales; Dacrymycetaceae.
AUGGAACCUUCCUCCUGCUCUCCAACGCCCUCUCUCGCCCUCGGUAUCAUCAACCACGUAUAUCUACCGCCGUGCAUCGAAGGAUACUCCUCCAACUGGCUACCUAGCCAGCUGCAGGACUACGUCGCGCGCAGUCCGUCACCAAGGGCCAAGGCAGUACAGAGAGAGCACCGUCCUACACCUCCUGAACAACCCAUCGCUCGCUUGAGCCCCCUACCCAAUCCCAACGUGCCCAUCCGAUGGACAACCACACCAGUUCCCAGGCCGGUUCUUCGGCGUCUCUCCCCUCCCCACACCUAG